GUUAUAUAAAUAGGGCUCCAAUCAAGCUUCCCUAGCUACCAACCUCAUUCUUACUCACAACUACUGCAAUUGCAAUUGAGCACCUCACAAAAACUACCUUCUGGUGGUCCUCUGGUGUUACAACCAACCAACCAAGCUACCUCGUUUCUCAGCUGCUUAAUCGCCUCUUCUUCUUCUUCAUCUUCUCCUCGGUUGGUUCAGAAGACAUCGAGCUUGCUUGCUAAGGUAGAUGCUAGCAAUGGACCAGCAGCAUGAGGAGGAGUCGUGUGUCCCCCCUGGGUUCAGGUUCCACCCCACAGAGGAGGAACUGGUGGGGUACUACCUGGCCAGGAAGGUGGCUGCCCAAAAGAUCGACCUCGACAUCAUCCAGGAGGUUGAUCUCUACCGGAUUGAGCCAUGGGACCUCCAAGAGAGGUGCGGCGGCGGCAGGGGAGGACGGGGAGCGCGUCAGGUGGUGGCGGAGGACGAGCAGUCGUCGGAGUGGUACUUCUUCAGCUUCAAGGACCGCAAGUACCCGAGCGGCACCCGCACCAACCGCGCCACGGCGGCCGGAUUCUGGAAGGCCACAGGCCGAGACAAGCCGGUGAUGUCGUCUCGGAGCCGUGGCGUGAUCGGCAUGAGGAAGACGCUCGUCUUCUACAGGGGCCGCGCACCCAACGGCCGUAAGACUGACUGGAUCAUCCACGAGUACCGCCUCCAGACCAGCCAGGACGCGCCCACCCAGGAGGAAGGUUGGGUGGUGUGCCGUGCGUUCCAGAAACCCGUGCCGAACCAGAGGCCGUCCUACAUCUUCCCGCAGCCAUACGCUGGCGCUCCGGGCGUCGGGGGCUACUACGACGCGCGGCCAUGGCUGCACGGCCAAGCCGGCGACCUCCAUUACCUGCAGAGCGCCGCAGGCGCUGCGGGAGCCAGCGCACUGGGGUUCCCCGGCCAGGGCGCCCAGUAUUGCUCCGACGAACUGCUGGAGUCCAAGCAGAGUCUCUUCGGCAACAUCCCGCUGCUCAUCGAGAGCCCGGCGACGACCACCGCCGUUGCCGGUUGCGGCGACGCCGGCUACAACAUCGUCCAGCAGGGACAGGCGGCGGCCGGCAUCGACUGGAAUUUCCUGGACAGCCUGCUAUCCACGACGCAGCUCCAUGAAUACUCUGCUACGGCUGCGUCACAGCUGCACCUACAGCAGUGAAUUAGAGUUAGCAGACAUACCGUAGCAGCAUCGAUUUCAUUGUAUACAUGAUUUGCUAAUAAUUAGUAUCAUUGGAUAGUAGAUGAUGUCCAUGUGCAUCUGUUGCACUGGACACUUGGUUGUACCUAGAUAGACCUGCUACUCUGUUUCGCUUACUGAGUCCAUGUGUCUACUGUAGAUCACUCUGUUCCACUUACUGAAUAUAUGUGUUUCACUGUA
This is a messenger RNA of Triticum dicoccoides, 1402 nucleotides long. Its product is annotated as NAC domain-containing protein 30-like. Lineage: Eukaryota; Viridiplantae; Streptophyta; Magnoliopsida; Poales; Poaceae. The record is from RefSeq and is a predicted model, not a curated record. Gene Ontology annotation, molecular function: DNA binding. Gene Ontology annotation, biological process: regulation of DNA-templated transcription. Bases 230 to 1183 code for a protein of 317 amino acids. The transcript has 4 exons.